UGGCUCCUAGGCGGGAGCUGGGUCCCUGCACACGCAGGCUGACAGCGGCCUGCCCCACACCUCGGAACUCGAAGCCAGGCAGGGGCAGGGGCAGCCGACGGCCUGGCCCCAAAAUUGCCGGCCCAGAGCCUGAAGCGCUCCCGGCGCGCACCCCAGCCGGCCGAGCCCAGGGGAGAGGGAGGAUACAGAGCCCGCGCCGGGCCCUCCCUUGCCUCUGACGCGAUCAGGCGGCGUCACUCGCCCGGUGGCAGCGUCUCCUGAACCGACCGGAGGCAGCGGCCUGCGCCAUGGCCCGGCAGGGGCGAAGCGGCACCGAUACCCGCGCGGCGGCGGCUCCGGCGCAGUGAUCGCGGCCGGCUGCCCGGCUCCGCCUCUGGCGCGGGCUUGGUACCAUGUGCAGGAAGCGCCGCCGGGGGCUCUCUUAGUGAACCCUUUUCCGAGGAGCCCGCUGCGUCUCAGCGGCCGCCAUGGACAAGCAGGGGCCGGCGGGGCCCAGCGCCGCAGCGCGCCGAGACUUCUACUGGCUCCGCGCCUUCGUGGCGGGAGGUGUUGCAGGAUGUUGUGCCAAAACAACCAUUGCACCAUUGGAUCGAGUUAAGAUUUUACUGCAAGCUCAUAAUCACCAUUACAAACACCUAGGAGUAUUUUCUACAUUGUGUGCUAUCCCGCAAAAGGAGGGUUUCCUUGGGUUGUAUAAAGGAAACGGGGCAAUGAUGAUUAGAAUAUUUCCAUAUGGUGCAAUUCAGUUUGUGGCUUUUGAGCAAUAUAAAAAGCUAAUAAAGGUGCAGCUUGGGAUUUCUGGGCUUGUGCACAACUUACUGGCUGGAUCCAUGGCAGGUAUAACAGCAGUCAUUUGUACUUAUCCUCUUGAUAUGGUUAGAGCACGCCUGGCAUUCCAAGUAAAAGGGGAUCACAAGUACACAGGAAUUAUUCAUGCAUUCAAGACUAUUUAUACAAAGGAAGGAGGUUUCCGUGGAUUUUACAGAGGACUGAUGCCUACAGUUGUAGGAAUGGCUCCUUAUUCAGGAUCACAAUCUCCUCCUGCAUUCGAACCUGCUGCUCCUGUACCUCAUGGCAUGGUUGCUCCAUGGCUGAACCAUGAGAAACAAUCCUGCUCACUUGAGGUGAGGGAGAUUCUCUUGGAAAGCAGGAAGCUGUCUGCCAGAUCAACCUACAAAAUGGACCCAGUUCUCAGUUUGUGCCACCCAGAGGGGAAUCAGCCUUAUCCAGGCUCCACUGCAAAUGAUCCUUGAUUAUGUUCUGCAUCUGAAGAAUGAAGGUCUUGCCCUUGCUUCAAUCAGGCCAUCUCUACACUAUAAGACAAGUCUGGCUCUAUUAUGGUUGAUGUCUGGUCACCCAAUUUUGCAAAGUCAAAGGUCCGUGUCCUCAAUACAGGGAAGAAUUCAAUGUAGUCCGAAGUAGCACUUCCCCAUUAAGGAGCCUGCAUUUGACUUUGAGAGCAGUGCACUGUGGGUAGCUAUUCCACAGUGCCUACGCUGCUUUGGAUUUUGGGAUAUGCUCCCAAUGCAUGCUGGGAUCAAAACUGUGCAGCAGGAGAGUAUGGGUUCAUGUCGUCAGCAUCCCAUAAUGCACUCAUCUAGUCCCUCCCCUGCUCGCUUCAGAUCAAUAGGAAAAAGUUUUUUCAUGCCCUUUUUGCCUUUUGUUGCCAUAGCAGUGUGAGCGUGGAUCCUGUUUUGUAUCAAACCAUUCUGAUGUUGAUAUCUGCCUUGGUGUAUCUAAUGGUGCAAUAUUUUGAGAGUGUACACAUGUCACUUCACCAGGAAAAGGACGAAUCUCCCAAUCGCAUGGAUUUGCUAUUUAUGCAAGCCCUUGCGCUGAUGGAAAAACCGCUGUCGGUCAAUCCUGUGGACACAGUGGAACGCUGGUUCUGGUGCUUUGAGACUAGCCCAGACUGGAAGGUACUGCAUUGUGAUACAGCUAUGGCACGAUUGGCAGUAGCUGCAAAACUUCCAAAUAGGCAAGGCCACUUUCUUGGAACUUUGUGAAGGGCUUUUCCCUGCCCUGAAGAGCAAGAAUACUAGAAUGAGACCCGGUCUGACCAUGAAGCAUGUGGCAUGGCAGUUGCUCUGUAGAAGCUUGUAACAUCAGACAGCUACAUGUCAGUUGGGAUUCAGUUUGGAGUGGGGAAAUCUACUAUGGGGGCUGUUAUACAAGUAAGCAAGGUGAUCAAUGCCAUUGUGCUACAGAGGACUGUGACUCUAGGAAAUGUGGAUACCAUAAUGAAUGGCUUUGCAGCGAUGGGGUUCCCAAAACAGCAGUGGAGCAAUAGAGAGAAUGCAGAUCCUCAUCUUGGCCCCCGACCACCUUGCAAAGGAGUAUAUAAACUGCAAUGGAUACUUCUCCAUGGUGCUGUAAGCUUUGGAGGAUCACAAGCGCUGUUUUACCAACAGUUUCCUAACAGAUAGUUAGGAAAGGUGCACGAUGUGCACAUCUUUAGGGACUCCUUCCUCUUCAGAAAGAUGCAUACUGGAACUUUUUUUUUUCUCAGAUCAGAAAAUUAAAGUUGGAGGAGUGGAAAUGCUAAUAAUGAUCCUUGGCAACCCAACCUACUUCUUGCUCCUGUGGCUCAUGAAGUCAUACAUGGGCUGCCUGGCCCCCAGUAAGGAGCAGUUCAACUACAGGCUGAGCAAGUGCAGAAUGGUGAUGGAAUGUGCUUUUAGACAUUUAAAGGGACGGUUUAGGAGUCUCCUGACUAGGUUGGAUCUCAGCAAAUGCAACAUUACCUUUGUGGUGUUGACCUGCUGUGUGCUCCAUAAUCUUUGUGAGAGCAAGGGGGAAAGGUAUGUGGCAGGUGGAGGGCAGAGGCAGAGCAUCUAAAUAGAAACUGAGCAGCCAGACACCAGGGUGAUAAGGAGAGCACAGUGCAGGACAGUGCAAAUCAGAGGCACUUUGAAAGAAAGUUUUAUGAAUGACCAGUUUUGAGAUUCAUGCAUACUGCUGUCAGUGAGAUACCACUGCAUUCACUAUGUUUGCCUGUAAUCCCUCAUCCCACCCCUGCAAUACAAGUAAUAAAAAGCCUGUUGUUCAGAAAUCAUGUUGUUUUGUUAUUUAGGGAAUACAGCAAGGAAAUAAAAGAAGUCCAUGGUGGGAACCUGGUGUGUGUGGGGAGGGAGGGGGGGCUUAGAAAUGUGUGAAGGACAGCCUUUUGCCUCCUGAGCUCCUGGAGGCUAAGGCUGCCUUUGGGUGCCCCCCUGCUCCCAUGUCCGGGAGUCCCUGGGGGUGGAGGCUAUGGAACUGUGGGAGGGGGAAAAGUUAUUUUGCAUGGGGCGAACAGGGUUCCAGGGUGGGAGAUGAUCUCCAGGCACUUCAUUACUGUUGUCAGGGAGGUAAAGAUAUUGUCCUGUUGCCUGGCCUGCAACUCCCUGCACACUCUCCUCUUCUGCUGUUGCGUGACUCUGUCCUGGCACUUGGCCUGCAUCUCCUCCAAGAGCAUACUUAACCAGUCCAUUUGUUCCUUGAACAUGUCUUCCCUUGACUGUUUUCACCUGCGGAUCUGCACCAGGCUGGGAGCUGGUGGAGCUGGGAGAGUACACAGUGAGCUGGCUGCUGUUCCCACUGUAACAAAAAGUUACAAGGAUACGCACUACAGGAAAUACAUUGUGUUAAACCUAACUCUAAUCUGUUACCAUAUAGCAAAGGUCUCCAUAAAAACAAUGGAGAUGUGUACUGUGCACGGCCAAAGUUUUGCUUUAAAGUGGUCACUUGUUCAGCAGUUACACAGCAGAGUUCUCGAGGGAACCUCUAGACUUAUGUGGAAGCAGGCAUGAUAAGGGGUCUGGAAGGGAACAAUCCUGCAGAAAGUGGGAGAACGGAGUCUGGUCAUCCAGCACACACGGCUUUCAAGGACAGUGCUACUUUCGCAGCCUGCAGGAGCCUGCAGGUGGGAGGGGGGCAAUGGGGCAAGGAGGCUUCCCUCUGUGUCUGGCACAUGCAGCUUCCCAGGGAAGGUGCUAAUAACUUCCCCUUUUCCUGCAUGCAGGUUGCCAUGCAAGAUAUCCGUAUUCUCCGAGUCAUAUAGAGUGAUAGGGAAAGCAUGCUGGCUGAAUAUGACCAGAAACCUGGGCCUUAUUUCUGCAAUGCUUUGUGGUUCAGUGACACAAGACUACUUAGUGGUGGCUUGGUGUGUGAAGGUGUCCUACCAUGAAGGACGGAAUAAGGCUGGCCUCCCUAGAAAUCUUGUAAGAGUGAUCAAAGAGUUCCUAUCUGAGAGCUUCAUGGAGCUAUUCAGGGACGACUCCCACUCUAUCUGCAGACACAUUAACAAGCUGUUUUGGGCCCCUCAUGCUGGUUAAUCACAUCACACCCAAUUACCUCAACCUGCUAGUAGUAAGAAGAAAAUUGUGAACUCACCAGAAGUGCCUUCCCCAUGAUCAGUGCUUGGCUGGGAGUCCUCUUGGGAGGAGGGGACUGGCUCCAAUGUGAUAAAAAGUUCUUGGCUCUCAGUGAUCUUCCUCCUCCUCCGCUUCCACCACCUUGUAGUCCUCUAUGCCGAUGAAAGGAAUGUCUUGGCAUGACUAUAUGGUCAGGCUUGGAAAGCUGGUCUUUGUGUAAACAUCUGUUUCUUUUGCUGGAUUGGCACUCAGACAGAAUAGAUUCCUUUUCACACACCUCGAUGAGGUCCAAGAUCUCCUGGCCACUCCACACUGAUGCUCUUCUGUGCCCCAGGGAACUAGAGCUAACGGGACUCCAAGUAUUGGAACUCACGGAAGUGUUGGAAAUCAUGGCCACGUGUGCUGCUCAGGUGUGUUGCCUGCUCUGAAGUGCGCUCACAACACCGGCCACACGGGAAAUGAAAUUCAGACUUUCCUGGGACUUUCCUUGUUCACUUGGAGAGCAGUAGAGGUGCACAUUCUGCUCAGAGUGGUGCAUUGCGGUAUGCCUCCUGGAGGCUAAUAACCUCGACUUUUGCCAAUGCUGUGUCUAUACUAUUGUAAACUUGAGCAGGCAAGGUCGGGAAUAGCGUUACUCCUUGUGAAAUCAGGAGUUCUCGACAUGGACUUCGGCAGCCCUUAAAGUCGACAAGACAGGUUUGGUAGUGUGGACACAUUGUUUAGAAAAUUGACCUUAUGUGGCUAAAAUCAGUGUAAACUCCUAGUGUAGUCCGGGCCUCAGGGUAGACCUGGAAGAUAUGUCAGCCUUCCAUUUGCCAAUCUGAGGUCACUCAGUGUUUUCGCAUGAUAUGGCAGCCAGAGAAGUUGUUCCCACAGAUCCUUUCUAGGCUGACAGGGCCUCCUUUCAAACCACUGGCCUCUGCUCCCUUAUGGUCCUUUCCACCGAGGAGGUCUUUUUAGUGGCAAUUACAUCAGCCAGGAGAGUGUCUGAACUCUGUGCUCUGAUGUCAUAACCCCUGCAUAUGGUCUUUUCCAAGUAUAAUGUAGACUUCAUUUGGCCUUCCUGCCCAAAGUUUUGCCUGUCUUCCACAUGGGCCAGGAUAUCAUCUUUCUAUCCUUCUACCCCAGGCUCCAUAAGACCAGUGAGAAGAGGCACCUCCAUGCACUGAACAUUAGGAGAGCACUUGGUUUUUACCUAGAGUGGACGAAGCUCAUUUGUAAACCCUCCUAGCUCUUUGUCACCUACACGGAUCGCAUGAAGGGUCUUCUGGUAUUCUACAGUGGAUUUCCAAGUGGAUCAUCAUCUGUGUCAGGAGGUGCUACAAGCUGGCAGGUGUUCAAUUCCCCCCCGCCAUUCGUGCAUAGUCUAUAUUCUACCAAGGCACAAGUCUCUUUGGCAGCCGCCUUAGCCUACGUCCCUAUUCAGGCCAUCUGCAAACUGGUGACAUGGUCCUCAGUACAUAAGCUCAUGUCCCAUUUAUGCAGCAGGCCAGAGUUGACACUGGGUUCGGCAGAGCUGUGUUGCCUUCAGCGUGUCCUUAAACUCCUACCCACUUCCGCAGAUGCUGCUUGGAGUCACCUACAUUGAAUGGACACGAGCAAGUGCUUGAAGAAGAAAAGACAGUUACUUGUUUCUGUAACUGGUAUUCAUCAAGGUGUGUUGCUUGUGUUUAUUCAACAUCCCACCCUCC
Molecule: messenger RNA, 6043 nt
Organism: Pelodiscus sinensis (Chinese soft-shelled turtle)
Lineage: Eukaryota; Metazoa; Chordata; Testudines; Trionychidae
Gene: SLC25A16
Product: solute carrier family 25 member 16
Biological process (GO): transmembrane transport
Cellular component (GO): mitochondrial inner membrane
Source: RefSeq, a predicted model, not a curated record